AAACGCCAUGCGAAAGCGUGUCCGUUCAAUGGCCGAGACCGUCUCCGCCAGGUCAUGACCUUGGUCUCGAAUCAUAUGAUGGUGUCCCUUUCUCCACUUCAUCAUCCUUUAAAACCAAAGCCAUCGGCGCUGCUUUACCUCAAAUGUUCAAUUCGUUCUUCCUCUUUCUCAGUAUUGAUCUAUCUUUAACAUAGUGGGGGAGCUCUUCACCUAAUAGUUCAUUCACCUUGCUCUCCUGGCCUCGUUGUCAAUAUUCUAGAUCUGGUCUCUGGAGAUAACUCUGCAGUACCAAUUGGUGAUUGCUCCAGAACGACAGUAAUAUUGCAUCCCUCCUCCCUCCCGUCACAUUCCUAUUGUAACCAUCACAUUCGCCAAUCACAUCAUGACGCAACACGAAGCACCCGUCACCCCCGCUGGCGAUAGUGCCGCAAAGCCAUAUCUCGGCACUGAAAAGCGACUUCCCGAGUUCAACUUGCGCGGCAAAGUUGUGCUAGUCUCUGGAGCGGCCCGUGGUCUUGGUCUGACACAGGCAGAGGCAUUGUUGGAGGGCGGAGCAACCGUGUACGCCCUCGACCGUCUACCCGAGCCUUCACCAGACUUCCACGUAAUCGCCCAGCGAGCAGAGAAGGAGCUCGGAACAUCUCUGAAAUACUGUCAAGUUGACGUACGGGAUAUUCCCAAUCUCAAUAAGAUUGUGGAGGAUAUUGCAAAUGAGCACGGCAGGCUAGAUGGACUGAUCGCUGCUGCUGGGAUCCAGCAAGAAACUCCUGCUCUAGAAUACACUGCAGAGGAUGCGAAUCGCAUGUUCGAAGUGAACAUUACCGGUGUCUUCAUGACCUCCCAGGCUGUUGCAAAACAGAUGAUCCGGUUUGGAAACGGUGGAAGUAUUGUCCUGAUCGCAAGUAUGUCGGGAACUGUCGCUAAUAGGGGUCUCAUCUGCCCGGCAUACAACGCAUCAAAAGCGGGUGUCAUUCAAUUGGCACGUAACCUGGCUUCGGAAUGGGGCGAGCACAACAUCCGCGUGAACACAAUAUCCCCAGGAUACAUCGUAACGGCCAUGGUUGAAGCAUUGUUCGAAAAGUUCCCGGAACGCAAGACGGAGUGGCCGAAGCAGAACAUGCUCCAGAGGCUUUCUGCUCCAAAGGAAUAUCGUGGCGCAGCUGUCUUCUUGAUAAGUGAUGCUAGCAGUUUUAUGACUGGAUCGGAUUUGCGCAUCGAUGGCGGCCACUCGGCAUGGUAAAGGCUCGUGACACAGAAUGGAAUCGCAAUUUCUUUUUCUAAGUAUCUCAGAUCUUGAGCGUUUUCGAGGACUUUGGGGACCGACGACACGGCCUAUAUUGUGAGAUGUAUUUGUAGAUCGAAUAUU
Molecule: messenger RNA, 1366 nt
Organism: Aaosphaeria arxii CBS 175.79
Lineage: Eukaryota; Fungi; Ascomycota; Dothideomycetes; Pleosporales
Product: NAD(P)-binding protein
Exons: 4
Coding region: 383-1240 (285 amino acids)
Cellular component (GO): intracellular anatomical structure
Molecular function (GO): oxidoreductase activity, acting on NAD(P)H, oxygen as acceptor
Source: RefSeq, a predicted model, not a curated record